AUGUGCACAUACGGUUUCACGGAUUUUAGUAAUGGAUCUUCUGCAUUUGGGUCUAAUUCUAGCCAUCCAACUCCAUUACAAAGCACCACAUCUGGUUUCUCCAACAAUGCUGGUCCAUCAACUGAACCCACAGUGGGUUCUAUUACUCCAGCAAGCUCCUUUUCCGCUACCCUUCAUUGGGCAGUGGUGGUGGUACAGCAGUUGAUUCUUGGAAUGUUGUCGGGCUUUGUUUGGACUACUACUGAGCAGAAACCUACUUUCGGUGGUCGCUUUGGGUAUACUACUCCUAGUCAGCCAAGUCUAUUUGGUGGUAGCACUUCCCAACAAACCCAACCGGCAUUUAGAAUCAAUGCAUUGGGUUCAUCUGCUGUUUUUGGUGCACCAAAUCAGCCUUCAUACCGUAUUAUGGAUUCUUUCAGUGCUCCUGCAGCAUUCGGUGCUGCAACUACAUCACCCUUUGCUGCCCCUACAUCACCCUUUGGGUCUCAACCAACUUCGACAUUUGGGUCUAGAGGGGGAUUUGGCACUUCAGCAUUUGGUCUCACAGUCGGAACACCGCGCACUCUUUCUGGUCAACCUUCUAGUUUUGGAACGAGCUCUGCAUUUGGCCAAACAAAUUCAAGAUUUGGUGGCAGCCCUUUCAAUUCAACUCCGUUUUCCUUUGCACCCCAAACUUCUCCCUUCGGUACGCCGACUACAACACCCUCUCCAUUUAGUUUUCCGGCAGGUGCCUUUGGGCAGCCAGCUAGAGGAAGCAAAGUAGUGGCUUACGCUCCAACAGCUGAGACUGAGUGUACAAAUUUUAGUGGUGGUAAACAGACUUUUGAAAAUGGAAAACAUGUAUCGAUAUCAGCUAUGCCUGUUUAUAAAGAGAAAAGUCAUGAAGAACUGAGGUGGGAAGAUUACAAGUUGGGUUGUAAAGGUAACCCUCAUUUUGGUUCUACACCCUUCGCAACCUCAAAUAAGGCUGUAUCACCGAGUGGUUUUCAAAGUUCAGAAUUUCCUCGAUCUGGUGGUACUCAGAAUUCGGUAUUUGGACCGCCUUCUCAUCCUGUACUCACCUCCGGGCCUCAUAGAUUUGGUAAGGCUCGUUUUGUUAGAGAAACAUCAAUGGGAGACAACAAUGAUUCAUCGACAGGCAACAACAACACUGGUAUUGAUUCUAAUCCUCACCUUCAUCCUUCUAGUCCUUAUUAUGUUCAUCCAGCAGACAAUCCUACAACUAUUCUUUAUCAACCCGUUCUCACAAGUGAAAACUAUGCCACUUGGGUUCGUGGUUUUCGUAAGGCCUUAAGUGCCAAGGCCAAGCUUGGUUACAUCGAUGGCACAAUUGUUAAGCCAGAAAUUUCAGCCGAUAUACCGUACUAG
Papaver somniferum (opium poppy) is the source of this 1368-nucleotide messenger RNA. Its product is annotated as nuclear pore complex protein NUP98A-like. Gene Ontology annotation, molecular function: structural constituent of nuclear pore. Gene Ontology annotation, biological process: RNA export from nucleus; protein import into nucleus; post-transcriptional tethering of RNA polymerase II gene DNA at nuclear periphery. Gene Ontology annotation, cellular component: nuclear pore cytoplasmic filaments; nuclear pore. The transcript has 6 exons. The record is from RefSeq and is a predicted model, not a curated record. The coding region runs from base 1 to 1368 and encodes 455 amino acids. NCBI's taxonomy places the organism in Eukaryota, Viridiplantae, Streptophyta, Magnoliopsida, Ranunculales, Papaveraceae.